GUGAUUAGUUAUAUUGUUAUAUUGACAAAGUGACAGUGAAAAUGUGUAUGAUGAAUCAAACCAAAUCUAAGCUCGAGUCACUUAAAAAAAAAAGUGGAUCACGCUAUAACCUCUUUCAGACCAGUGGAUACUAGCGAGUAUCAGAAUUAUCACCAUGGAUACCCAAUAGAACUAUGGAACCAAAUGGAUGACCUUUAUUUUGUUCUAGCCAAUCACAGCCACACGAGGGGGCGUGGUCAGAAAACGAGUUUCUCUCUAUGCUGUCAGUCAAGAGACUGUUGCCAGUUCAACCGGUUAGUUUAGGCUAACUAGUUAGUUCGGCUACGUUAUAAGUUCAUGAGUGCACUGCAUAUUCAAUUCAAUUACAUUCAUUUCAAUUCAGUUAGCUUUACUGGCAUGAUUAUUACAGUACAGUAUUGUACUGAUCAAUAAUUUAAAAAAUAUAUCUCAAGGAAAUAUAUUUCAUAAUUUUACAACAAAAUCUUCUAGUAAAAUCUAAACAGAAAGGCGACGCUGUUCAGCCAUAUUGGUUGAAUUCCAAAUGGCUCCAUAUUGAAAAUAUAGUGCGCUACGUAGGGUGUCGAAGCCAUUGUUUUACACUCUGUGUAGUGCACUUUUAAAGGAGUUAUUUGGGAUUCAGCCAAUCAACGGACCGCCUACCGUGUGACGUGUGACGCACGGAUAGGCGUGAGUAGUUCGCCGUUUCCUCAACGCGGGAAGUUAAAAAUAUUCAAGUAAUAUUUUUAUUUAAAAAGGCUUACACUGCAUGUACAAAUAUAUGUAAACAAAUCUUAAGUUUCCACAGCAGUAGAAACACUGGUACCGACAUUAGCAUGACGACUAUCUUAGCAGGAGGAGCAAAUCAGCAUGGAAGCUAACUCUAACCAGCUAACCAGCUAACUGGGUUAUUAUUGUGCAAUGUGGCAGCCUGCUGCUAACAGUAAAGUGUGUUUAAUAAACCAUAUGUGAUAGCUGAAAGCACUAAUCUGCCAGCUAUAUGCACCAUAAUUCAGGACGUUAGUAAACACAGCUACACAUGGAACACUGUAAUGAGACAGAAGACAAAAAGCACACGGCCAGCAUGUGUUUUGGACAGUACCACUACACUGCUGAGGAGUACCAGGCUAUUCAGAAUGCUCUUCGACGGAUGCUCGGACCUGAGUACAUUAGUAGUCGGCAGGCAGGAGGAGGACAAAAGGUGUGUUACAUUGAGGGUCACAAGGUCAUCAGUCUGGCUAAUGAAAUGUUUGGCUACAAUGGCUGGUCUCACUCAAUUUCUCAACAAAACGUUGAUUUUGUGGACCUGAUUAAUGGGAAAUUUUACGUUGGAGUCAGUGCAUUUGUGAAAGUUCAAUUAAAGGAUGGCUCAUUCCAUGAAGAUGUGGGCUAUGGAGUGAGUGAGGGUCUCAAAUCCAAGGCGCUGUCUCUGGAGAAGGCGAGAAAAGAGGCUGUUACAGAUGGGCUGAAACGAGCACUGAAGUGCUUUGGAAAUGCUCUUGGAAACUGCAUCCUUAACAAGGAGUAUCUGAUAGCAGUCAACAAGAUUCCCAAGCAGCCUCCUUCACCUUUAGACCCACACAAGACGAAGCGCAGUGAUAACGAGCCGGCGGUGGAGAAGGCUCGCUACAACAGCCUGUCCCGUACUGACUCCAGGGCUUUCAGUAAUCCUGCUGAAGCAGUACUGAACUCUCCAUCAGUACAGGCUGGAAUCCAGCCAGUGCCUGCAGUGCCGCAGAACACCGUGAGCUCCAGGAACCCAAUCCCAAAUAUGACAUCACAUUCAGUCAACACUUCGGCUCAGCAGAACUGUGAAAACAGGUCCACUAACAUGUCCAGAUCAUCAACAGACAUGGCCGACUUGUCCUCCGUUGACCCUGCGCUGGACUCUAAGCAGCAGAGGAAGCUGAGGCAGCAGCAGCUGCAGCAGAAGUUCAGACAGGAGAUGGAGGCCAAGAAGAUGGAGCAGGGGAAAGUGAAACCAAAAACUGAACCCACAGCAUCUCACCCUAACACAGUUUUUGUAUGUGACGUGGAGAGUUGCCUUGUCUAUAGCAGUACUGUCUCCUCAGGCCAGGCUUUGGGUCCCAUUAACCACAGCACACCUUCUGGACAUGAAAUGCUGGUCAAGAAGGAGGAAAAUAUGACUGAUGACCCAGAGUUGUGGGACUUUACUCUGGAUGGCAUCGAUAUGCUUGAUGAUCCAAUGAGAGAAUCGUCAGGGCUGCCUCAUCAUGCUACACCAAGCAAACAUGCAAUGGCGACACGUAGUAGAACUCCUCAGAGAUCCACUUCACUGAGGUCACCACUUCAGACGCACGACCAUCAGGUCCAUCAGGGGCAAGGGGGACCCACAGACUAUAGACACAAUAAUUCAGCAGCCCAUAAUACAGCUAGAGGAACAGGUCUGCAGAGCCCUUACCGACAAGGACAGUACAUGAAGAAAAGGAAACUCGAGCCUUGAACUUAUUUGACAUUUUAUGUUUGUUGAAUUUAAUUUAUUAUGUUUUUUUUUUUAUUAUUUGUACAGAGUUGUUGUAGAAGUGUUAAUAAAAAUAUUUAACUUUGUUCAAGUGGUUACUGGAUGUAGAAAGCUCAUAUUAAAUAUAUAUAUACUGGAAAAGGGCUCCACAUCACAUUCUUAAUUAGUUAAAAAAAAAAAGCAACCAAAACAAUGAGGCAGAAUAAGAUUACUUAUAAACUGUGAAGAAAACAUGGCUAUUAUGGCAGAAGUAUAUCAUGACAUUUGAAGAUAUUUUCAUGUUAUAUAUCUCAUAAUAUAUGCAUGCCGUUUUAAAAAACCUUUGGAAAACUGUGGUUGCAAAUUUUACUAUUUUACACUCCAGAAUUAGGCAGAGGCCUACAUAGUGUUCCACUCCUGUCAGUCAAGAACAAGAAUCCGAAGCUUCAGUGACCGUCCAGUAUCAGUGAGCCUGUGCCCUCUGUAGCCUCGGAUUCUUGUUCGUGACUGACAGGAGUAGAAACCGAUGUGGUCUUCUGCGGGUAGAACACAUGUGCCUCACGUUUUGAAAUAUUUUGCGUUCUGAGACACUUCUGCUCACCAUGGUUGUAAAGAGUGGUUAUUUGAGUUACCGUAGCCAUUCUCUUCUGACCACUCUCAUCAACAUCAAGUGUUUCCACCCAUAGAAUUGGAUGUUUUUGUUAUUUUUUCCCCCACACCAUUCAUUCUUUGUAAACUCUAGAGACUGAAAAUCCCACAUUUGGCUGAUUGGAUAAUUGCAUGAAUGCACAGGGGUACAAGUGUUCAUAUAAAAGUACCCGGUGAGUAUGUAUACAAUGGUAUAGAGAAUGAUUAUGAAACAAAGUGGAGACCAAACAUCAUUUCCAAAAUUUUUUAAUUCAUCUCUUGUAUAUACACUUUAAAAAAAAAAAAAAUUAACACAACCAUCAAUAUAGUCACCAAAAAGACCUGGGACAAAACUGACAACUGAGAAUCAAUGCAUUAGCAGUAUUUACUUUUUCUAACCUAAAAGUUUAAUGCUGAUUUAAUAAACAGGUGAAGUGUUCAGGUUUUAAAACAUGCAGAGAACAAUGCAAGUAUAGCUGGAUUUGAGUGUAUUGUGACACUAGUGGUACUUUAAAACCUGUUGUGAUUAAGUGGUUUAUGAAAAUCAGAUUAAAGAAAAGGUUUAGAAAAAUUCAUGCACUCAAGUAUCAAAAGUAACAUUAG
Pangasianodon hypophthalmus (striped catfish) is the source of this 3688-nucleotide messenger RNA. It is a transcript of the gene rad52, whose product is annotated as RAD52 homolog, DNA repair protein. Gene Ontology annotation, cellular component: nucleus. The record is from RefSeq and is a predicted model, not a curated record. The transcript is spliced from 11 exons. NCBI's taxonomy places the organism in Eukaryota, Metazoa, Chordata, Actinopteri, Siluriformes, Pangasiidae. Bases 1037 to 2461 code for a protein of 474 amino acids. Gene Ontology annotation, biological process: double-strand break repair via homologous recombination; double-strand break repair via single-strand annealing; DNA recombinase assembly.